Molecule: messenger RNA, 9771 nt
Organism: Nomia melanderi (Alkali bee)
Lineage: Eukaryota; Metazoa; Arthropoda; Insecta; Hymenoptera; Halictidae
Gene: Wdr81
Product: WD repeat domain 81
Biological process (GO): aggrephagy
Cellular component (GO): mitochondrion
Molecular function (GO): protein binding; phosphatidylinositol 3-kinase regulator activity
Source: RefSeq, a predicted model, not a curated record
ACAGAUAUAAUGAUUAUGCUACGGGUCUGUGCAAAUAAAUACAAAUAAAUAAAGAACGUGUUAUUUUUCAUUUUUUUCUUUCAAUAUUACAUUCAGUUGCUUUACAGAUUUUUUUAAAUAUCUUUGAAUCAAAUCGUAUAAUAAUAUUGUGAAUUUGAUGUUCUUGAAAAAAUUUAGAACUAAGCGUUGGUUCCCAGCAAUUGAAGGACAUUAUUUUUGAAACGUUUCACGAUUACUUUGAAAUCACGUGACUAAUAAUUAUGGUACAUUUGUAUCGUAACGAUUGCAUUUGCGUUAUAUGUAUGUGCGUUACUAUUCUAUUUGCUGCUUAUAUAUUUAUUAGUAUUAUUAGAUUGUGGACUUUUAGGCGAAUGAAAAUGUUUUCAGUUAAUUAUAAUUAAAGACAUGGAAUUACAAUAAAAUGCGUCGUAUUCUACGUACGCACGUGUUCUUCUUUAUCGAUGUUUAGACGCACAGGGAUAACUUGUAGGAGGUGUACGUGUACGAUAUGUAUAUUUGAUACAACAACGGUAAAACUUGUACAAUGUGAUAACAAAGAAAUUAUUGUAGAUUAUUCGCAGGCGCUGUUUCCGCUUUUCCUUGGAUGCGUUUGGAAAUGGCAAGUAUCGUCGCAUGCUUUCUACGUAUGUACAUAUGUGUAUAGGUAUAGAAAUUUCAGCCUACUUCGCACUUCAGUUCGGAAGCUUCGCUUCUUUGAUCAAGUCCGUUGACAAUGUUUAUGUUUGGAAAUAGCGAGUAAUGGGAAAGUGACUUUAUACGCAAUGUUUAUACGAAUUACAAGCCUCUGAUAAAAAUACUUGAAUCUCGGAAAUAUAUUUUGCGUAAGGUUACCGUUUGAUCAAUAUAAAUAAGGAAAAAUAUGGAUGUGAUAAAAAAAGAUCUACAUAUACCAGUGAAAUAUAUGAAACUAUCGGAUGGAAGAAUUUCUUUGACUGUACAUAAAAACUGGGUAACCAAUUUACAUACCAUAGGUCCAAUUUCAUUUAUCAAUCAUGACAAGUUAACGGAAGAUGAAAUCGCAGCACAACCCAUUCUGGAAGAAUUGGGUCCAAAUUGGACCAGAGUAUAUGCCAAAGUUUACGAGAAAGAGCAUAAAUACGCGAUACCGCUCCUGAGGGGAAGACAUUUGACGGAUAGGAAUACGCAGUCCGACUUGACAUUUUCCCAAUUAUUACAUUACGUUAUGGAAACGAAUUACCGUAACUCGUGGAAAGAAUGUUACAAAAAGUAUUAUAAUCCAUGGAACUGUGUGGAACACAAGGAUCAGUAUAAUAUAACUGUUAACGUAAGCGAUACCUCCAUCAUGCAAGAAGUAUUGCAAAGAAUGUACGGUUGUAGUUUGGUGCAAAUUCAAAAUGGCUUGGUUUUAUCCGUUUUACCCGGUGUAACGACCGUGGCGCACUGUAAUCUUCUUCCAACGUUGUUCGCUAUUGAAACGGCAUCCGCUUUUAUAACGUUGCACGAACAAAUCGCGGAAUAUUCUCUUCGUGAGUGUGUCAUGUAUAGUCCUGCCGCUUUAAAUAUGAGUCACGGAAAAUCGUUAUUUUUAGUCUAUCAACUGUUGCAAUUGUAUAAAGAUUUACACGACCGUGGACUAGUUUUAGGUGAAGUUACCCUUAGCGAUAUAUUAAUUAUGGAUAAUUUUACUAUUCAGGUAUUGCCAAAAUUAAAUGAUAAUAUACAUAUAAAACCUGAAAAUCCAGUUCACAAAGUUUCUACUAAUCACGAGAUCAAAUGGAAAAAUUUCAGUGUGUACAAAAAAAAUGCCGAUAUAAUUUCAUCGAGCGCUAUGUUGCAAGGAAAUUCUGCGUUUGGAACCGAUGAGAGUAUCGAGAGAUUAUGCGAAAUGUGGGUGUACAAUUGUAUUAGCAACUACGAUUACUUAACUGCCUUGAACAAUAUGGCUGGUAGGAGAUACGGAGAUCCCAGUUGCCAUCACGUGAUGCCUUGGGUCACGGAUUUUACAUCGAGAUGCGGUGGCAACUGGCGAGAUUUAACCAAAUCGAAAUUUCGAUUAAACAAGGGUGACAGACAAUUGGAUUUAACGUUUGACUCGCAGUCUACUGAAGUAGGUCACCACGUUUCGGACGUAUUGUCGGAAAUUACAUAUUACGUUUAUCUCUCGCGACGUUACGACAAGUCCGUUCUAUGCAAACACGUACGAUCGCAAUGGGUUCCAGGAGAAUAUCCCGCAUCUAUACAGAGAUUGCACGACUGGAGUCCGGACGAGUGCAUACCGCAAUUCUUUUCCGAUCCCAACGUUUUCAAGUCUAUUCACGAAGAUUUACCAGAUCUAGAAAUUCCCGCGUGGGCAACAUCGCCGGAAGAUUUUAUAGAGAAACACAGAGAAGCUUUGGAAAGUUUCUACGUGUCCGAGAGAUUACAUCAUUGGAUAGAUUUAACUUUCGGUUACAAGUUAUCUGGCUCAGCUGCGGUCAAAUCGAAAAACGUUUGCUUGCAUCUCGUUGAUAAUCAUACGAGUUUAACCAACUCUGGGGUUGUUCAACUUUUUACGCAACCGCACCCCCAAAAGAUUAUUCCUUCGCCUUAUUGGUCUAAAAUUCCACCCCGAUUACGUUCGUCUUUUGUGCUGAAUAAGCAUAAGAACGAUCAAUGCGGGAAUAGAGGUAGCGACGACGAAGGUCACAGCUCCGGUUUCGAGGAGGAAGAAAUACCCGGCUCAAUGUUAAAUCCGUCUAAAUCGUCGCCUUUGGUUUUAAGUCGAUUGCUCAGUCGAUCUCGAGGCUCUUUGCUGUCUGCCGAAGAUAUUAUCAAACAAGAGAAAUCCGCCAAUCAAACGAUAAAUCUUCCAAAAGACUAUAAUCCGGUUGCAGCCAUUACUCAAGUGGAAACUAUGCACGCGUUUAUGAAUAAAGUGAGCUCUCAAGUUUACAAGCCGGAAAUCGAGUUGCACGAGUCGUGCGUUAAUUACAAACAAAUUGUGGCUGGUGGGCGUAUUAAAGAACAACAAAUACUAGGUUGCUUAAUCGUGGAAAUAUUCUUGUCCAAUAAAUUUCGAGCUACAUGGAAUCUGGAGAAGGUGUCAUUUUCGAAAAGACUUGCAGCGUGUUUAAAUAUUUUAAGAAUGUCGGCCGACAGUUUACCGAAAUGUGUGAGAAACGCGGUUGCUUUACUGUUGCAAGCUGACAUUAUGCCGAAAAGUUACAAUAUCGAUAAUGUGGAUGCAAUGGACACACCUUUCCGUUAUCCGACCAUUACUAACAUGGGUCUACCGCCACCGUCUGCCCACCAAUUUCUUCAACCGAUACUUUUUGGAAGUUUAUUGCCAUUUUCCAAAUAUUAUAAAUAUCUAUUUAAUAUCGUAGAGAUGUUACAAGAGUACAAUAGUUUGGUACGCGAGUUAAAUUUUAUAAUAAAGUCGGAAGACGAUUUAGAUUUUACGGUUAAAACGAGAAUGAGAUUUUUAUGUAAAAUCAGCGAGUGCAAAGUUAAAGCAAUUGCCAGGGAAUUGGAACAUCUUUUGUCCCACAUUGGAAUUGCCAGAGAAGCCUUGGAAUUGAUAAUGCCUCAUAUACAGCAAGUAAUGGAAGAAUCUUACAGUGCUGUUCUAGCUGCUUGGUAUUUGUUCGAUCCUAUCGCCAAAGCAUUGGGCCCCAAAGAUACUGCAGAGACGUUCCUCUCGCCUAUAAUGAAGCUAUACGAAUACGGGUCCUUCAUGGAUAACUCGUUAUACGCUGACAUACUACCUUCUGGAUUGGUUGCAAAAUUUAAAACUACGCGUCUAUAUCAUAGAAACUUUUUGCUAAAACUUACCGUAAGAAUGGGUUUACGUCGCUAUUUGGAAAAUUUUAUUACGCCCCUGGUGGAGGCAGUUGGAGGAUACAGAGACUAUGUACAGGGAUCUUCGACUUGUACUCACAAAACCGGCAAUCUUAAGAGUUGCGACUUGAAUGAAAUUUCUACCGACGGAGAAGGAAUUUUAUCACCUUUGGACGAAGAUUCUUCCGCCGGUUCGGAACAUAUUUCCCUGUCGCCUGGUCCUGUGACAACCGAUUACACGCAGAACACGAAUCUGACCGAUAACGAUGUCGAAGAGAUGUUUGCCAUGGACACGGAAGACAAUUCUUCUAGGCUUCCUAUGAAUUCUGGUGCAGCGUACGAUAUUGACUUGCAUAUAGAUUUGAACUUGAACCUUGGCGAUGAUUUAAACGAAGAGGGAAACAAAAUUUCACCGCUCAGAUCGAUUAAAUCGCCAACGAUUCCUAUACCGAAAUCAUCCAAUUCGCGAAAUAAAUUGGCAAUGGAAUUUAGCAAUGCUGGAUGCAACGUGGGAAGUAAAACGUCCAACGAAGAAUAUUUAUACAACGAUUCUUACGAUGGAUUUAUGGAUUCCGUGAGCAACGUGGAGGAAAUGUAUAACGUGGAAGAACACCAUUCCACGAUGUUACAAACGGAUGACGCUAAAUCUGAUACUUGCGUACAUAAAGAUGUUCAAAUAGAUCAGAUUUAUCAAAAGUCUGUAUCGAACGAAUGUACAACUUCGGAAAUGAGUGCAGGAUCUAUUAUUUGGUUGUCUCAUCGGCUUGGCCCCGUUCUCACCGCUAGAUAUCUGUCACGAAAUUUAUUGAGAAUGCUCGCCCUAUGUUACACGGGAGAAGAGAAUUUAACGGCAAUCGAUAAUACCGCGUUGUCCGUGCAAGGUGUUACUUGGAGUAAAAAAGUGUUGGUUGGUGACCGUAACGCUGUGAAAGUAUUGGAAUCGCUUACAGCCAUUGCAGAUUUGUACGGGGAACAGAUUAUAGUGCUACAAUACUUUGCACACAUGGUCGAAUUAAUAGCUCUCUGCAAAAGAAAGUUGACACAGAAUUUAGAGGGAGGACUGAUUUCGUGCUUGACUCUUCUAAAUCAUAUCACGACGUACCUUAACGAUGCAACUUUAAUGGAUUGCCUUCACGAGCCAGUUGUGAAAACGAUACUUUAUCCCACGGUUCGUAUAUUGUCGUCUACAAAAUUUACUUUCCCUAAUGGCAUAGUCGCCCGCACCGUGCUGGCAGAGAAAUGCCUGGAGAUUAUAUUUAUGUUCAGUUUACGGCUCGGAAGUGUUGUCAUAAAAAAUCAUCUGGCAGUUCCUAUUCAGCGAUUGUUCUUAGCUUUCGAAAAAUCUUUCAGUCCGAAUGUUACAGGAGGCUCGAAGAAUGAAAUUAGUCAGAAAACUGUGACCGAUCAGAUGUCGAGGACGCAAGGAGCGAACGAGGAGAGCAAAGAUACUCGCGGAUUCCAAUCAAAUUUUAAUUCGGAUGUCGCAGAUUCUUAUUCUCCGCCGGUUAUAGAAAAUAUGGACAUAUCGGAUUAUCAGAAAAAUAAAGCACUCGAAGAAUUGAAAGCAGUAUUUACAAUAGAAUUUGCGCACAAAACCUACACGCUGUUUUAUAAGUGUAUCGACACCGAAGUGAUGGAACAAAUACUUAAAAAUUAUGGACACAUACAUCAUUUGUGCCAAAAAUAUGAACAAGAUACCAAAAUGAACACAUCCAAUACUGACAGUAUAGGUGGAGUUCAUCAAGAAGUUUCGAAUUUUGGAAAUGUAGCGGUAGUGGGAAAUAGAUUCGCGAUACAAAAGAACAGUGUCGGGGAUUUUACAACGACGGAAAAUCGAGAACCUAAUUCCUCGUAUACUGGAAGACAGCUGCGAGGGAAUUGGUUGGCGUACUGGGAACAUGAAAUCGGAAGAUCCGAUAAAGAUGUGACAUUUAAUAUAAAGCAAAUAAAACUUCAAUCGUUUAGCGGUCAUACGAACAGUAUUAGAUGUUUGUACGUGUUGGAUAAUGAAAACAGCUUUAUAAGUGGUGGACGCGACAAGACUGUAAAGUUAUGGAGUUUAAGAAGUCAGGGUGACGGUAAUACUGUUUCGUCUUGCCAGUACACUUAUACCGGGCAUAAAAAGUCCAUUCUCGCUCUUACAUUUCUGGAAUCGCUAAGAUACGUAGUCACUUGCGAUGGCACGGUUCACUGUUGGGAUCCUUUCAUGGGAUCUCUUCUCGGAUGUCCAGAAAAUUCUCGCCCUGUGCCUGUAAACACGUUAAUAGCGAGUCCCUCUCCGUCUACGACGUUACUUGCGGGAACAACCGAUAUUACCCUGAGAGUUAUCGAUUGCAGAACCUUUCAAUAUGUCAACGAAAUGAAGGUGUCCGUGAAUCCAACAGGUUUGAUCAGAUGUAUCGCGGUAGCGCCUAGCGGUUACUGGGUAGCGUUAGGUCAAGCAUCGGGUUUCUUAACAGUUUUAGACACUCGAACCGGUCUUAUCAUAGCAUCUUGGAAAGGACACGAAUGCGAAAUACUACAAUUGGAAACGAUAAAUGAAACCACUAUAGUUAGUUCUUCGUUGGAUGAGACUAUCGCUGUAUGGAGCGCAGUGGAUGGGAAACUGAAAUUCCAUAUGAAGGGAGCUACCGAGCCGGUUCAUUGCAUGUCCACUUACGAACAAGAACUGGUUAUAGGAACAACGGCAAAUCGUGUGGGAGUAUUUACGUCUAUCGAGGCGACAACCGCAUUUUCAUCGUCGAAACUAAAAUCCGAUACUUUUAAAGGACUUCUCACUACAAUGGCGAUACUUCCCCUUAAUCGGUUGCUGCUAUUAGGCGCAGAUAAUGGCGGUAUUACAUUAAUUUGUUAAAUCUUACGUACGAAUCAUUUAGACAAGUAUGUAUGUAAAUCCAAGUAAAAAUUGUACAUUUUUAUUAACUUCGAUUAUAUAAAUGUUCGCUACAUAAAAGAAUAUCUCUUUAUAUGUAGGCGAUAUCGGUUCUCGUUCCGAGUACUUUUAAAGCAAGUUUAGGAGACAUUUUAUGAACGCCGAUAUCCGCUAGUAUCUCUCUUCCCAUAGACUCAUCGUUGCUGUUUAAAGCUUCGAGUAAUAACAUUGCUGAACCCAACAGAAUGUUUAGUAAAAUGCAUGCUUCUUUAAUUCUAGAAAGUAAUUAAAAGCUUCAUUCUGUUAAUUAUUCGAGUGGUUUAGACACUUGGGUGUAUGCAAUUUUCUUAGAAUAUAGAUUCUUGAUAUUUUAUCGCUAUAUUAUUUUCGUGGAGUUUGCAUACGUAGCCGAGUACACAGGUGUAUACUUACAGUGGAAAAUACGAUUCUGGCUUAUUGAUGUAUAAGCCGAAUAAUGGAAACAAAUUCCUAAAAAUGUCAUAUUCUACUUGCUCCGCACCGCCUCUAUUGAAAUGAUUUACCAAAAUAACUUCUUCUAAAAGGAACUGUAAGAGAUACGAUACUUUCUAGAUUAAUGCUGUACGCAAUGUUGAUUACACGUUUCAAAUGUUGUCUUACUUGAUCGAGUUGUAAGGCCAAGUUUUUCCAAGCCUGAUUGAAUAGGGGUAACGCGAGUGUGUUGUACAACUGAUUAAGUUGGGUCGCCAAUUCUUGAAACAUAGAGUAUCCACUCGGAGUAACUGACAAAGAAACAACUUCCUUGGCGGACUGCAUGGCGAACCAUCUACGUACGUAAUAUUUUGGAAUACAUAAACUAAAGUUUUUGCUAAAUUCGAAUCUAUUAUUCGAAUUUUAAUGGGAACAUCGUCACUUACUUGUCCGUUCUAUACGGUCUGCUUCUCGCUUUAACGUCUAAGGCUACAGCAUCGCUAAUUUCAUUUAUCAAUUCCUUUUCUAACCUUCUGACGAGAGCAACUGCUUCAUCGAACACAGAGCCUUCCACUUCGUCCAUAGUUUCGUUAAUAUCACUUCCUUCCGAUGUCGCUGAUUCGACCGCCUCAAAUUGUUUUUUAAAGAAAUACAGUUGCAAGAAAUGCUGCAAACACAGAUAAAUUAGUAAUGCGGCAAUUUGAUUGAUAAUUUGAUUAUUUCUCAAAUAUUUACCACUGUAACACCCCAUUCCUCUAAAACGGUCGCAACGUAAUGUAAAGUAUUGAGAAUCCACGGCAUAAGGGAUGUUAAAGGGUCUUCGUUGGUUUCGUGUAAUAACUGAAGUAGCCUUAUUCUCCAAUCGUCGAUCAAUUCUAAUUGCAGUUCAAGAAACUGUAAUCUGAAUAAUAACGUAAACGGUGAAAUCACUGGAAUUAUCAAUACCUUUAAUAACAUUACAUUACAUAUAUAAUUUACACACCUAUGACCUGGUUGCGGCAAGUGUUUGUAUCUAUCGGAUAUCGUUGUAAGAAGCGUAAGGAAAGCAUCCGCGCAUUCGGUUACUUUCAUAUCAUCGGUAUCAGAACUGGAUAAUUUUUCCCAAGCAGUACUUGAACUUAAAAUUGCAUCCAUUUUCUCGGUAGCAUCUGACAUUUUAGGACACCGAUGUUGAUAGCGAUUAAACGGUAGACAAUAAAUAGUAACAAAUAUUUUGUGUUCUUACAUUUCUUUUCCAUGUUAAUCCACUUUACGAAAACAUGGGCUUGGGUAAGGACGAAAACGGUGGCUGGUUGCGUUGGGGGAUAGAAUAAUGUUUCUCUCAAUUCUCUUUCGAAACCUAAAGCUUCGUCCACCAAAUGAGCGAAUAAGGCAUCAUCGUACUGCACUAUUGAUAAUUCCGAAUGAAGUUUUUCAACAGCCAAUUGUACCAAACUUUGCAUGAAUUCUACCUGCGUUACCUUCAUGUCUAUGUGACUGAAACCUAUUGAAUUUGCUACUGGUUGAACGUUUUUUUGUAUCCACUGAACAUGAUGUUUAAUCCAUGUUAAUAUUUGAGUAAAAAACCAUUCUGGUUUAUCUUGUCGGUUUGUUAAUUUAGUACCUGUGAAGUGAUAUAUAAACCUUUGUCUCAGAGGCCGUACCAGUAGCGAAAUUGGCAAACUCACUGGUGCAAAAUCUGUUAACAGCACUGAAGUGACCACUGGUUUAAUAGAUUCUUUUCUGCGACAGUCUAUUAAGGAGUAACUAUGUGUUUUGAUGUAAUAUAAAAAGUAUCGAUAAAGCGGAAACAAUCUUUUGAAUUAAAAAGGAUACGGUAAUUGUAAAUGUAAUAAAUAUUCGGUAAGUAUUUUAAAUUUAGUUAAAGUGUCUGUCAUAGAUGUGUUUAAAGAAUUUGAAUUAUUCCCACAAAAUGGCCAUUUUAAUGCUUUUAAUACAUCAUUGUAUUCUCUGAAAAAUAAAAGAAAUAUUAAACCUUCAUUUUUUAAACUGUACAUAGUAUGAAGGAUCUCAUAAAAAUGUAUUGAAAAUAUCCAUUUUGGUGUCGCAUAAAUACGUAAUAUAUAUUUCUAAGUAAAAUACCGUUUCAUGGAUUAUUUCUUAAUGUAUUUUCAUAUUUUCAGAGUAUUGAAAUUAUUCUGGAAAAAUGAUUUUAUAUAGAUGUGUACGCACGCGCGCGCGCAUAUAUACAUACAUAUAUACAUAUAUAAAUAUAAAAAAUGUAGAGAAUAAGAGAAUAUACUUGGAUAAUUUAUCCUUUAUGAGGUUGUGCCAAAAGUGAAGUGUUUCCCUUACAUAACUCACAAGGUGAUGACAGGCAGAUAAUUGCAAUUGACUACUAAUAUCUGUAAAAUUAGUAUACAAUGACACGGUUGAUUCAUCAUCGCCAGCUGCUAAUGCUAUUUGAAUCUUUUCGCUGAAAGCAAAAUCUCUGUUAAUUACAUAGAAUCAUGAAACAUAAGAAAUGUCAAUGUCAACGUCAAUGUACGAAUCAAUCAAUAACCGAAAAUAUGAAAUAAAUUUAUUUGACCUACACACUGAUGUAGAAUGUAGAUGAUGAAAUAAUAAAUAAUUUCCAAAGUAUCGCGUUUUAGGAAUGCCCAAAUUAUAGACCAAUUAUCAUUCAAACUCAAGGGAAUUGAUCGAAU